This is a messenger RNA of Fonsecaea monophora, 1764 nucleotides long. RefSeq lists its product as hypothetical. The record is from RefSeq and is a predicted model, not a curated record. Gene Ontology annotation, biological process: secondary metabolic process. NCBI's taxonomy places the organism in Eukaryota, Fungi, Ascomycota, Eurotiomycetes, Chaetothyriales, Herpotrichiellaceae. The transcript is spliced from 3 exons. Gene Ontology annotation, molecular function: CoA-ligase activity. Bases 1 to 1764 code for a protein of 587 amino acids.
AUGCCUAUCAAGUCGGACUUUCCGGACAUCGACCUCCAGGUCACUGACGUCUGGUCGCUUUUGUUCAAAAGAAAAGACCGAGAGUUCCCUGAUGAUCAUGUCAUAUUCCAAUCUGCCGACUCCCUCUCCAGACAAUACACCUAUGCCUCGCUGCGACAAUCUAGCAUCGACUUUGGCAAGGGCCUCAAAUCCAACUUCAACUUCCGCAAGUCCGACGUCCUGGGUCUCUUCGUGCCCAACGACAUCGAUGUCCCGCCCGUCGUCUUGGGAACCCUCUGGGCGGGUGGCAUCGUCUCCCCCGCGAACCCGGGCUACACGGUCGCCGAACUGGUCUACCAACUGAAAGACUCGGGCGCAAAGGUCCUGUGCACGCACGUGUCCGUGCUUGAUACGGCGCGUAAGGCAGCUCGCGAGGCUGGCAUCCCAGAGAGCCACAUCAUCUUGCUCGGCGAGCAGAGCGAUCCCUCUCGAAAGUUGAAGCACUGGACGCUCGUCCGCAACCUGGAGGGCACGGCGCGGUACCGCACCCCCAAACUGGACCCGAAAUCCGACCUCGCCUUCCUGGUGUACUCGUCCGGCACGACGGGUCGGCCCAAGGGUGUGCGACUGACGCAUUUCAACAUGACCAGCAACAUCGAACAGAUCCACCGGGCCGAGGGGUGGCUGACGUGGAAUGGAUCCAAAACGCCCCCGGGCAGCGACAUUCCGCUCCCGCCCAAGGGCCAGGGCGACAAGAUCCUGGCGUGUCUACCGUUUUUCCACAUCUACGGGCUCAACUGUCUGGUAUUGUCACCCAUCUUCAGCGGCGUCCACACGCUGGUCAUGGCGCGGUUCGAUCUGGAAAAAUGGUGCGCGCUGGUGCAGGACCACAAGGUGACAUUCAGCUACAUCGUGCCGCCGAUCGUGCUGCUCCUGUGCAAGAGCCCCGUGGUGGAAAAGUACGACCUCUCGUCGCUGCGCAUGACCAACUCGGGCGCGGCGCCGCUGACGCGCGAGCUCGUCGAGAACCUCUACAAGCGCAAAGGCGUGCGCGUCAAGCAGGGGUACGGUCUCAGCGAGACGUCCCCCACCAUCUUCGUCCAGCGCUGGGAGGACUGGUGGUCCGCCGUCGGCACCACGGGCGUCAUGGUGCCGAACCUCGAGGCCAAGUUCUGCGCCGUGCCCGGCUCCGGCGAGGAAUCUGACGGCUCCAAGGAACUGCCGCGAGGAAAAGUCGGCGAGCUGUACGUCAAGGGGCCCAACAUCUUUGGCGGAUACCACAAUAACCCCAACGCCACGGCCGAGUGUCUCGAGGACGGAUGGUUUCGGACCGGCGACGUGGGUUUCUUGGAUGAGAGGGGGAACUUGACCAUCACGGACCGCGUCAAGGAGUUGAUCAAAUAUAAAGUCCCCCCCGCCGAACUCGAGGGGUACCUCGCAUCCCACCCACUCAUCGACGACGUGGCCGUCGUGGGCGUCGACUCGCAGAUCCUCGGCACCGAAGUUCCCCGCGCGUACAUUGUCCCCAAGGACCGGAGUCUCGUUUCUUCUUCUUCGUCCUCGUCACAAAAAGCAGCCGCCGCAGCCGCAGAGAUUACAUCGUGGAUGAACGCCAAAGUGGCCAACCACAAGAAACUGCGCGGCGGGGUCAAGUUCGUCGAAGCCGUGCCCAAGAGCGUCAGCGGGAAGAUUUUGCGGAGGGUCUUGAAGGAGCGGGCGAAGAAGGAGUUCCAGGAGGAGGAGGAGGAGCAGGAAGAGAGGAAGAAGGUAAGGGCGAAGUUGUGA